AUGUCAGCAGACUACAUUCAGCUUGUCGGUACAGAUGUGCCCGGCAGUUAUGGCAGCUGCUGCUUCAGUGGUCAGGUGCAGCACGAGGCACUGCGGUGCCCAACGCAGCUGCUGACCCUGUCCGAGACACCGCCGCAAUCAUCGGAAGCAGCACCGGCAAUGAACGGUGAUGGCCAGCUGUUAUUCUUCAACUGCCCGGAGGGUGUGCAGCGCUUUAGCUCCGAGGCGAAUGUACGGCUGGUGCGCACCCGUGGCUUCUUUUUUACUCGCUGGGCCGCGUCAGCAGUGAUGGGCAUGCCUGGGCUGCUCUUCACGAUCAACGACGCCGGUGUUCGGCAUGCCAACUUCUUCGGCCCAAGCAGUCAUUCCCUUAGCGUGGAGAGCGGUGCUGAGGCCUACACGCAGCGAUUACCGUUGCAUGCCGAGCGCGCGGAUGUUGCGGGAGUGGAAAGCAUGUUAGAAGCAUUGCGACGGCAUUACUUUUGGUACAGGGCGAUUAGUUUUCAGCAGAUUCGUGCGGGCGCGGUGCACCGCCAGUUGCCAACCACGUUGCCAUGGAACUACGUGUGUGAGGUGCCACUGCGGUCCCUUGAAGAAGCGGAGGGAGGAAAGGUCUGUGAGCCUCCAUGUGACGCGUCAGCAACCGCGUCCCCGGCAUCCUUCUUUGUCUUGGCGCUACGGCUGAGCCCCACAAGCGCCCUACUAGGCUUCCGUGUCUCACGCAGGGCCGCAACGUCCUCGGAGGAGACGUACAGCUACGCCAUUGUGCACGCACCCACGGCGUGUUUUGACCCUCAACGUGCGAAGGCGCUUGGUGUACCGGCAGGGCCAAUGUACGGCCAACUGAAGCAGGGCAUCGGCGUGUGGGUCGACGAUGAGCAGACUCCUCCGCAUGGGACGCAUGCCGUGGAGAAGCCGCGCCGUUUCAUUUCUCCCCACAGCGUGAAACAGGCCACGGUGGGCAGUCGAUGCAUGUACGUGUCACUUGUACUCGACGGCGAUGACUGUGCGGAGGUUGCGGCAGCGUUGGAGUCGCUUUUUGGCCGCGAUGAAACAACCUGCGAGGGCCAAUGCGAAGAGGAGACGACACUUGAUACGGAAGGCAAGAAGUUGCGAGGUAGUGAGCUUUGCCGUUUUCUUGCACAAUGGCAGCCCUCUUUUUUGUUCUGCGACGACCACCACGCCGCCUCCGAGGCGGCCCCGGCCACGGCGCCACAAGCGACGGAGCGCACGGUUGUUCUCACGCAUGUUGUGCACGUGCAGCAGUUUGAUUUUUUUGCGCCGUUCAAGACGGGCACCGCUGGGGCCGCGGAGGCACAUUAUAUCACGUCUAUUUUUGCGGAUGUGCAACGUGGGGUUCGGGAGCAGGCUAUCCAGUGCUUCCGCAAUGACGCGAGUGCCGGCGACGCCACUACCGCUGCGCUUAUCGCGACGGGAACAACGCACCAUUUUUGCGCCGCCGUGCAGCAGAAGUUUUCUGCCUUUCCUACUGCUCUUGCACAUCGGUAUCACCUUAACUGCAUCGCAGAGGCGCAGUUUCCCAUAGCACGCUCAUCCGCAGCGGAAAAAGAGCUUGCCACCAUGAAACAGGGCCCUGACCCAAUUUGGCCAUACAGCGUGAAGCACCAGUUAAUUCCCGCAGAGGCUGCCGACCGCAUCACAGAUCACACAAACAGUUCGGCUUCUGGUCCUGCCACCACUGUUGCGUCGCCGUCUUUGUUAUGUCCCAGCACCAAGCAGGUGAAGAAGGGUGGUAAUUUGAGGAAAGGGGAUGUGACAGGCCUGCUGCGGUACCCGACGGCACGCUCAGCUGUUGAUAUGCUCUCAGCACAAUUCCGCUGUGCCGUGAGUAGGGCACGUGAGCAGAUGUCAGGUGUGUUUACACCUUCGUCUUCCUCUUUGACUCGGCCUCAGGGAGAUCACCACGAUUGUCUUCAUGGUACUUGUGGUCAGGACGAUGACAGCAACACAUGGCACCUUGAUGGCGGAGGGGCCCUGACGUUUUUGGGUACCGGCUCUGCCGUCCCAAGCAAGUACCGCAACGUGAGUGGGACGUACCUUGAGGUGAUGUAUCAUGCUCGUCGCAGCACAACCCUUUGCAGGGCUGUUGUGGUGUUAGACUUCGGUGAAGGGAAUACUGGGCAGCUAGCGAUGCUUUGGGGCAAUGGCUCUGGUAAGGUUGUGCUGCGGUUUUUCAAUGAUUUGGCCUUUGUCUUCAUCUCCCACGCACACGCCGACCAUCAUCUUGGACUGAUGUCUCUUCUUGAAUUGCGGCAUCGGCUGCGUGUGCAGAUGGCGAAGGAGGAGCCAAGUUGCAGCGGCGCUCUGAAGGAACCCGUUCUCGUUGUAUGCCCGCAGGAGGUGCACGAGUUCAUGCAGGAUACGUGGGGACGCUGUGCGGCGUACCGGCAGUGGUUACAAGAAGAAGUCACGUAUGACAUAAUUCCUGCAGAACGGUGCCGGGCCGAUGGGGCUUCCGCCGCCAGCUCAGUGUUUCUGCCGCGUCUUAACGCGGUGUGUGCGCGUCUUAGCGAGAAUACGGUGAUGACAUCUUCUUUAGGAGGGUCUCGAACGCCACCACCAGUGUGGGGUGCUGAAGUUUUCCCGGUACAUCACCCUGCCAAUGCACACGCGCUGCUUCUGCGCUUCCCCGCCCCGGUGGGCGCUGCCGCCGAGUCCCGCGUCUUCCUCUUCUCUGGUGACACAAGACCGUCACCGCUUCUUAUUGAGCGUUGCCACCAGUUUACCAGAUGCAUCCAUCAUGGCAGUGAACAGGAGAAGGGUGGAGAUAGUGAUGGUGGUGCCCACACCGAAGGUGUGUUCCUCUGUCUACACGAAGCCACGUUUGGCGAGGGCUGCGAGGAGGAGGCGGUGCUGAAGUGUCACUCCACACUACCAGAGGCGCUGCAGGUGGCGGCGGCCAUCCGUGCGAAGCACAUUGUGCUUAACCACUUCUCGCAGCGGUACCCGAAGUUGCCGGGGCUCAUGAAGUCACAGCUGGAUGGAAGGGACGUCGAUGUAUGCUGCAGGCGGCGGAAAUUGCGGAUGGCAGAACCAGCGACAACCCUCAUUGAGCAGAGCCAUUCUGAGGAUGCUGUGAACUUGUCUGAGGAGGUCAAGCAGAGAGACAUCCCAAGGCUACCGCCGCGCGACGCGUUGAGCCCCGAUGCCAGGUCGGGUUCAGGGGCAGCUAGAAUGUGUUUUGGUUUCGACUUCAUGCGGCUCUCCUUCGCGUCGCUGGAGAGCCAACAGACGGCGCAGCUGACGCCGCUUUUCGUGCAGCUUCUGGAGGAGUACGAGUCGUGGGGCGUCGGCACGACGAAGCGGCUACGCAAUUAA
Molecule: messenger RNA, 3339 nt
Organism: Trypanosoma rangeli
Lineage: Eukaryota; Euglenozoa; Kinetoplastea; Trypanosomatida; Trypanosomatidae
Product: ribonuclease Z
Exons: 1
Coding region: 1-3339 (1112 amino acids)
Biological process (GO): mitochondrial tRNA 3'-end processing
Cellular component (GO): mitochondrion
Molecular function (GO): 3'-tRNA processing endoribonuclease activity
Source: RefSeq, a predicted model, not a curated record